Molecule: messenger RNA, 912 nt
Organism: Gastrolobium bilobum
Lineage: Eukaryota; Viridiplantae; Streptophyta; Magnoliopsida; Fabales; Fabaceae
Product: probable pectinesterase 55
Exons: 5
Coding region: 7-912 (301 amino acids)
Biological process (GO): cell wall modification
Molecular function (GO): pectinesterase activity
Source: RefSeq, a predicted model, not a curated record
AAAGCCAUGGAUUGUGGUGGAAGGGAAAUCACAAAUACCAUACUUGUUGAUCGAUAUGGCAAAGGAGAAUUCAAAACGGUUCAAGCUGCCAUUGAUUCGAUAAAGGAUAACAAUGAUCGAUGGGUCAAAGUUCAUAUAAAUGCUGGUAUAUACGUAGAGAAAGUUGAAAUCUCCUUAUACAAGUCUUGCGUCUUCUUAGAGGGUGAUGGCAAAGAUGUCACGACCAUUACAAAUGAUAAAGACACUGCUGCUACGUUCACUUCUUCACCAUCCAAUGUUAUUGUACAUGGCAUUACCUUCAAGAACUCAUUCAAUCUGGUGGGACAAAGACCAAUGUUACCCGCAAAGGCAGCAAGCAUCUAUGGAGACAAAUCUGUCUUCUAUAAGUGUGGUUUCAUGGGUUUACAGGACACUUUGUUUGAUGCAAUGGGACGCCAUUACUUUAAAGAUUGUUAUAUUCAAGGUGAAGUUGACUUCAUUUAUGGUGGUGGUCAAUCUUAUUAUGAGGAUUGUGCAAUCCAUGCCACGCAAGGAAAAUCUCCUCCGGGUUUUAUAACAGCCCAAGCCCGUGAAUCAGAAAAUGAUACAAGUGGUUUUGUAUUCAGAAAGGGAUUUGUAUAUGGGAGUGGUCAUAUAAAUCUUGGAAGAGCCUAUCGAAAUUACUCUAGAGUUAUAUUUCAAGAAACAUACUUGUCUUCGGUAGUAACCCCAGAAGGAUGGAAUUCAUGGAAUUACAAGGGUCAUGAGUACAAGUUUACUUAUGCUGAGGUCAACUGUACUGGUCCAGGGGCUAAUACUUCAAAACGCUUGUGGGAAAAGAAACUUACUUCCUCAGAGCUAAAUGAAUUUUCUUUAUCUUCUUUCAUCAACAAAGAUGGGUGGCUUUCCAACUUACCAAUUAGCUUUUCGUAA